Messenger RNA from Ziziphus jujuba (common jujube), 5014 nucleotides. RefSeq names its product ABC transporter C family member 3-like. Gene Ontology annotation, biological process: transmembrane transport. The record is from RefSeq and is a predicted model, not a curated record. Gene Ontology annotation, cellular component: plant-type vacuole; vacuolar membrane. Gene Ontology annotation, molecular function: ABC-type transporter activity; ATP binding; ATP hydrolysis activity. The transcript has 10 exons. Lineage: Eukaryota; Viridiplantae; Streptophyta; Magnoliopsida; Rosales; Rhamnaceae. The coding region runs from base 202 to 4713 and encodes 1503 amino acids.
UGCUCACCACGUUAUCCGACGCCCAAGGAUAGCCCACCUUUGACACACUCUCUCUCUCUCGUGGACUACACUUCUCUAACCAACAUACUCUCUCCCAUAUAUAUAUAUAUAUAUAUAUAUUUAUAUACUCACUUGAUCAGCAUACAUAUUCUAGCACCCAUUUUUACCACUCUGAAAGCAGCCCAUUAAAGCUCAGAAUCAAUGGAGCAUCUUGCUUCAUCCAAACAUGGUAUUAAAACUUUAUCAUCCUACUACUCAAUGGUAGUGAGUUCAGGAACUGAUUUCCCACUUAAACCAGUUUUCUUACGCGGGUUUUCUGGUUCCUUACACCUGGUUUUGUUGUUUCUCCUUCUUAUCUUGUGGGUGUGCAAAAAAUUUAGGGUGGGUGGUGGACAGAGUACAAAACAUAGAACCAAAAGCACCAAAUUUUUGUUCUCUAAACAAACUUUUAUUUGUAGUUUGGGUGUUUUGGCGUUUAAUCUUGCUUUGUGUUCAUUGUACUACUUUAAUUGGUAUAGAAAUGGUUGGUCUGAAGAAAGACUAGUGAACCUUUUGGAUUUAGCACUUAAAACAUUAGCUUGGAUUGCCCUUUCUGUUUACUUAUUCUCCAAUUUCAGUGAAUCGGAAUUUCCAUAUUUAUUGAGAGUUUGGUGGGGUUUCUACUUCUCCAUUUCUUGCUGCUGCCUUGUUAUAGACAUUAUUCUUCAAAAGAAACACUUUUCAUUACCCAUUCAUUCCUUGGUGUCUGAUGGCGUGUCUGUUGUUACGAGUUUGUUUUUUAUAUACGUGGGGAUUUUUGGGAAUAAAGAAGGUGAAGAUAGCUCGCUGGAGGAGCCCCUUUUGAAUGGUAGUGCUAGUGUAUGUAACAAUGCAACGUCCAAUGUCUGCAAAGGGGAUGAAACUGUAACCCCUUAUUCAAAUGCUGGAACUCUCAGUAUUCUUACUUUUUCAUGGAUUGGUCCUCUAAUCUCCCUUGGCAAUAAGAAGAUUUUGGACUUUGAGGAUCUUCCUCAACUUGAUCCUGCUGAUAGCGUACCUGCUGCUCUACCAACUUUUAGAAAUAAGCUUGAGUCGGAAUGUGGUACAAUGAACAGAGUCACCACAAUUAAGUUGGCAAAAGCAUUGCUAUUCUCGUCAUGGAAGGAGAUUCUUUUUACAGCCUUUCUUACACUAGUGUACUCGUUGGCUUCUUAUGUUGGUCCCUAUCUUAUUGACACUUUUGUUCAAUAUCUCAAUGGGCGACGAGAGUUCCAAAAUGAGGGCUAUAUUUUGGUUUCUUUGUUUUUCAUUGCAAAGCUUGUGGAGUGCCUUUCGAAGAGGCAAUGGUACCUGAGGAUGCCACUGAUAGGACUAAGGAUGCGGGCUGUGCUGGUUGCAAUGAUCUAUAAUAAAGGAUUGACAUUGUCAUGCCAGUUGAAGCAUGGGCAAAGCAGUGGACAGAUUAUCAAUUUUAUGGCUAUUGAUGCUGAGAGGGUUGGUAACUUUAGUCGGUAUUUGCACGAUCCAUGGAUGGUCCUUGUGCAAGUAGCAUUGGCAUUGAUGAUUUUGUAUAGAAAUCUUGGUCUUGCUGCAAUUGCAGGUUUUAUUGCAACAGUAGUAAUUAUGCUGUUGAAUUUCCCUUUGGGAAACUUGCAAGAGAAGUUGCAGGGAAAACUGAUGGAGUCAAAAGAUAGAAGGAUGAAGUCGACGUCUGAAAUUCUGAGGAACAUGAGGAUCCUCAAGCUGCAAGCAUGGGAGAUGAAGUUUUUAUCUAAAAUUAUUGAGCUCCGGAAAGUUGAAACAGGUUGGUUGAAAAAAUUCCUCUACACAAAAGCCAUUACCACAUUUGUCUUUUGGGGUGCCCCUACCUUUGUCUCUGUGGUCACUUUUGCUACUUGUAUGCUUCUGGGGAUCCCACUUGAAUCUGGGAAGAUCUUAUCUGCGCUUGCAACAUUCAAGAUUCUUCAAGAACCCAUCUAUAAUCUUCCAGACGUGAUAUCCAUGAUAGCACAAACUAAGGUAUCCCUGGAUAGAAUUGCAUCAUUUCUUUGUCUGGAUGACUUGCAAUCUGAUUGUAUAGAGAAAUUGCCAAAAGGGAGUUCUGAUACAGCAAUUAAGAUAGUAGAUGGGGCUUUCUCUUGGGAUAUAUCUUCUCCAACUCCAACAUUGAGAGAUAUAAACAUUCAGGUAUCUCACGGUAUGAGGGUUGCUAUUUGUGGCAGUGUUGGAUCAGGAAAGUCAAGCUUGCUUUCCUGUAUCCUUGGAGAAAUUCCAAAGAUAUCUGGUACCAUUAUACUAUGUGGGACAAAAGCCUAUGUCGCUCAAUCACCAUGGAUACAGAGUGGCAAAAUAGAAGAGAACAUUCUAUUUGGGAAGGAGAUGGACAGAGAUAGGUAUGAGAGGGUUCUAGAAGCAUGUUCCUUGAAGAAGGACCUGGAAAUUCUCUCAUUUGGUGAUCAGACAGUAAUAGGGGAGAGAGGAAUCAAUUUAAGUGGGGGGCAAAAGCAAAGGAUACAAAUUGCACGUGCCUUGUAUCAUGAUGCUGAUAUCUAUCUGUUUGAUGAUCCAUUUAGUGCAGUGGAUACUCAUACUGGAUCCCACCUUUUCAAGGAAUGCUUGCUUGGUCUUUUGAGUUCAAAAACCGUGUUUUAUGUUACUCACCAAGUGGAGUUCUUGCCUUUUGCCCAUCUUAUAUUGGUCAUGAAGGAUGGAAGGAUUACCCAAGCAGGAAAGUACGAUGACAUUCUUAAUUCUGGAACUGAAUUUAAGGAACUUGUGGGUGCGUAUAAGAAAGCCCUGUCUACAAUCAAUAAUGUAAGAGCGCUGACAGUUGAAAGCAUUAGUAUAUCUGAGGAUGAAAGUUUGGCUAGUAAAGAUGAAGUUGUGGAGAAUGAAGAGGAAAAUAUGCAGAAGGGUAAAACUGAUACUGUUGGGCCGAAAGGGCAGCUUGUUCAAGAAGAAGAGAGAGAGAAAGGUAGAGUCGGGAUAUCAGUCUACUGGAAAUAUAUCACAACAGCAUAUGGAGGCGUAUUUGUUCCUUUUAUAUUACUGGCUCAGAUUUUGUUUGAGAUCCUUCAAAUAGGAAGCAAUUAUUGGAUGGCUUGGGCAACUCCUGUUUCAAAGGAUACAAAAGCAGCUGUUGGAGGCAGUACACUUUUGUUUGUCUAUGUGGCUUUGGCCAUUGCAAGUUCAUUUUGUGUUCUUGUAAGAGCUUCACUUCUUGCAACAACUUCUUAUAAGACAGCCACUCUGCUCUUCAAUAAAAUGCACAUUUGCUUAUUUCGUGCUCCCAUGUCGUUCUUUGAUGCAACUCCAAGUGGACGAAUCCUAAACAGAGCUUCUACAGACCAAAGUGUAGUAGAUCUAAACAUUACUUCUAGAAUGGGAUCCUUUGCCUUCUGUUUUAUACAGCUCCUGGGAGUUAUUGCAGUGAUGUGCCACGUUGCAUGGCAGGUUUUUGUAAUUUUUAUCCCUGUGGUUGCUAUCAGCAUUUGGUAUGAGCAGCAAUAUUACAUACCUUCAGCACGAGAACUAGCUCGGUUACGUGGUGUCUCCAAAGCACCAGGAAUUCAACAUUUUGCUGAAACAAUUUCAGGCUCCACAACCAUAAGGAGCUUUGAUCAAGUAACAAGAUUUCAAGACACAAACAUGAAGCUGAGUGACGGAUAUUCGCAGACUAAGUUUUAUGUUCAAGGGGCAAUGCAAUGGUUGGGUUUUCGCUUGGAUAUGUUGGCUUUGAUUACAUUUGCCUUCUCUUUGGUUUUCUUGAUCUCUAUUCCAGAAGGAUCUAUUGAUCCAGGCAUUGCGGGCUUAGCUGUAACGUAUGGGCUUAAUCUAAACAACUUACAAGCGCUGGUUAUUUGGAAUCUUUGCUAUAUGGAAAAUAUAAUGAUAUCAGCUGAGAGAAUACUUCAAUACGCUAGCCUGCAGAGUGAGCCCCCUCUUUUAAUAGAACCAAGCCAGCCAGAUCAGUCUUGGCCAUUUCAUGGAGAAGUUGAGAUUCUGGAUCUGCAGGUCCGGUAUGCUCCCCACCUGCCACUUAUCUUGCGAGGUCUUUCAUGCACUUUUCCGGGUGGAAAGAAAACUGGCAUUGUGGGAAGAACAGGCAGUGGUAAAUCAACUCUCAUACAAACACUCUUCAGAAUUGUUGAACCUGCUGCUGGUCAGAUUAUGAUAGACGGAAUCAACAUAUCUCUGAUGGGAUUGCAUGAUUUGCGCUCUAGGCUGAGCAUUAUCCCUCAGGAUCCGACCAUGUUUGAAGGGACUAUAAGAAGCAACCUGGAUCCGCUUGAAGAAUACACAGAUGAACAAAUAUGGGCGGCCCUGGACAAGUGUCAACUUGGAGAUGAGGUUCGGAAGAAGGAAGGAAAGCUUGACUCAACAGUCACUGAGAAUGGAGAGAAUUGGAGUAUGGGACAGAGGCAGCUGGUCUGUCUUGGCCGUGUGCUACUCAAGAAAAGUAAGGUUUUAGUGCUUGAUGAAGCUACAGCAUCUGUAGAUACAGCUACAGAUAAUCUGAUUCAGCAAACCCUUCGUCAACACUUUUCUAGCUGCACGGUUAUAACCAUUGCACAUCGUAUAACUUCUGUUCUUGACAGUGACAUGGUUCUUCUACUAAGUCAUGGGCUUAUAGAGGAAUACGGUUCUCCUGCAAGGUUGCUAGACAACAAGGCAUCAUCCUUUGCUCAGCUUGUGGCAGAGUACAGUACAAGGUCAAAUUCCAAUCUUGAAUAGUUUGGUUGCACAUUUAAAUGUCCAGAGCUGGAUUCUGGAGAGAUGAGUUCCUUGACAAUGACGAAAAGGCUUGUUGCAAUUACAAAUGUAUCGUUUUUUAUCUAUGUGCUAAACUGUGGUGAUCAUAGAUAUUAAUUGUCUAAUGUGGUUGUAGUUUUUAUAGUUUAAGUACAAACAACGCCUUAUUCGUAAUAAUAAUGAUGAUGAAAAAAAAAAAAAAAAAAAACCGUCUAAAAUAGUUUUCUUUUGUGCCUUCUGCGUUUUUUGUACUACUUUAUAAAAAUUAGUGUUCCAAGCAGCU